Molecule: messenger RNA, 2333 nt
Organism: Helicoverpa armigera (cotton bollworm)
Lineage: Eukaryota; Metazoa; Arthropoda; Insecta; Lepidoptera; Noctuidae
Gene: NimB
Exons: 8
Coding region: 145-2280 (711 amino acids)
Source: RefSeq, a predicted model, not a curated record
CAACUAAAAUUGUAUACGGGACCCAGACCCCGCUAACAACUUCGCGCCUGUUCAAGCUAGUAUAGCACUGUAUGCUAAUUAUAUCGUCAGUGUGACAUGAGGACCAGUGGGACAAACAAGUGAGAUAAGUUGUUACAGAUCAACAUGCGUGUCCUAAUAUUAGCGCUGGCCUUGUCCUGCGCCUGCGCCACUCCUCAGUACGUGAAAACUGCAGGAAUGAAGUCAGCGUACAGCGGCCGAGGGUACCAGUACCAUGGUGGAGAGAGUCUUGUGAGUAACUACAGCAGCACCCAGAACCAUGCCUAUGGUGGCUAUGGAGGCUACGGUGGCUACACCAGGACCAACAUGACUCAACCCACCAACUAUGAGAAGGGUGUCUGCUACAUAGAAGUGCCAACAGCCAGUUUGGUCAGAGAUCCUUCUCACGUUCCUGCUGGUAAUGGAUCUCGUCCAGACCUCAGCCGCAUCAGGAGCUGCUGCGCCGGCUACAUCAGGAACAUUCACAACUACAGGAUCUGCGACCCAGUAUGCAACCAAGAGUGCGUGAACGGGCUCUGCACUGAACCCAAUACCUGCACUUGCUUCCCCGACCAUGUGAAGAACUUGGCUGGGUUCUGCGUGGCUACCUGCCCUAUUGGGUGCCAGAAUGGACAAUGUUCGGGAGGAGAGUGCAUUUGUAAGGACGGGUAUAGGCUGGAUUCGGAGAGCAAGUUCUGUGUUCCUUAUUGUCGGGAACAGUGUGGUGGUAUGGGAGGAGGAAACUGCACAGCUCCAAAUACCUGCGAAUGCAAGCCUGGCUACAGGUCUACUCCUGAAGGUUCCUGCAAGCCUGCCUGUGAUAGGUGCAAGGACGGUCAGUGCGUUGCACCUAACGACUGCCGCUGUUCCCCAGGCUACACCAAGAAUCAGUAUGGAGACUGCAUCCCACAAUGCUCAAGAGCCUGUACACCACCAAACCAGUGCAUCGCUCCGAAUGUCUGCGAUAACCCUGCAAACCCCACAACCACUACGAUACGCUCCCCUUACGCUCAACAUACUAUUAACGGCACAAUUGUACCGUAUGGUCAAAACCCUCAAAAUCCUAACUAUCCCGGUUAUCAACAACCCUACUAUCCUGGACAACAACCCCCCUAUGCUCAACACACAAUUAAUGGCUCAAUUGUACCUAAUGGUCAAAACCCUCAAAAUCCUAACUACCCUGGCAAUCAACAACCGUAUUAUCCUGGACAACAACCCUAUUACCCGGGACAACAACAGCCAUAUUACCCUGGUCAACAAAACAAUUACCCUGGCUAUCAGCAACCCAAUCAGCCGGGCCAGCAACCUAAUUACCCUGGCUACCAACAACCCAAUCAACCUGGUCAACAACCUGGCAGUCAACAGCCGAAUUAUCCCGGAUACCAAGAAAUAAAUACCCAUGUGUUCCCACCUAAUAAUUACCCAGGUUAUCAGCCCAACUAUCCCGGUUACCAAACAACUAAUCAGACUGGGAGACCAAAUGGAACACAGCCAUCUUACUACCCAGGCAGUCAAUAUAACUCAACCAGCCAACAACCAAGCUAUCCUGGUCAGAAACCAACGUAUACUCCAGACGGUCAAAUCAUUUACGUGAAUAUACCCGGCAGCCAGCCUAAUCUGAACCCAGAUAGCCAACACGUCAGCCCUAGCCCUAACACCCAAUCCCCUAACUCAAGCCAGCCACUACCCAAUCCUGGAACCAACUAUCCCACCAGUCAAUAUCACCCAGGUAGUCAACACUAUCCGGGACAACAGCCAAACUAUCCCGGUUACCAGCAACCGAGCCAGCGUCCUACCAACGCUGAGCCUUACUACCCGAACAGUCAGUACUAUCCUGGAAGUCAACCAAAUUAUCCUUAUAAUCAAAAUGGAUACCAAAACCCGAACCAGCAGUAUCCUUCGCAGCCUCAAUCUGAGUACCAGUAUAUCUAUCCAACCAAUCAGAUGUCACCAAUGGCGCUGCUGUGCUCCCAGCCGUGUGUCAAUGGCACUUGUGUCGGAAGAGAGAUGUGCGCUUGCAAUACUGGAUACGUACCCAUUGAUGGUGACACAUCUAGAUGUGAGCCCCAUUGCACGGGUUGUUCAAACGGUGUUUGUGUGUCACCCUACGUGUGCCAGUGUAACCCAGGUUAUUCCAAAGACUUCAGUGUCAAGGGACGCUCGUCCUGCGUCCGUCGCAUACGCCGAUCCGUUGAAACGCCAGCGCUCAACAUUCGUGAUCUACUAGUCUUCGAAAUACCAGAGGAAGAAAUGGUUGAUUAAUUAAUUAUUAAUACCUAUGUAGAUAAAUAAUAUAAUGUACUUUUUGACAUGUU